Aspergillus nidulans FGSC A4 is the source of this 1508-nucleotide messenger RNA. RefSeq names its product glucosaminyl-phosphotidylinositol O-acyltransferase (gene gwt1). Gene Ontology annotation, cellular component: endoplasmic reticulum membrane; membrane. The coding region runs from base 1 to 1425 and encodes 474 amino acids. Gene Ontology annotation, molecular function: acyltransferase activity. The transcript has 3 exons. Gene Ontology annotation, biological process: GPI anchor metabolic process; GPI anchor biosynthetic process. The record is from RefSeq and is a predicted model, not a curated record. NCBI's taxonomy places the organism in Eukaryota, Fungi, Ascomycota, Eurotiomycetes, Eurotiales, Aspergillaceae.
AUGGAUCCUGACUAUAAAUCCCGCAAGGAGGCAUUUGUGUCCAAUCUGACCGGGGGAAGCAUUCUAGAAAUCAAUGCAGUGACGCUCGUUGCCCCUGCCUCGGUCUUCCUUUGGUCGGUCCUACAAUCCCGGCUCUCCUUCUUCACACCCUACGGGCCCGCCGCUCUCAUAACCGACUUUCUGCUCAAUGUUUUAGCCAUCCUCUUCGCGACGACCUUCUACUCUUCCGCACCAUGGCUCCUGAAUCUCCUCCUGGUCUCGCCAGCUUUUCUCAUCUUAAUGAACUCGCGGUCUCGCCGCACGCAAACGAAAGCGAAGCCUCCUCAGACCGCAACCGCGCAACAUGGGCCAGGCGCAUCUUUACCCAUCCACCCAUUCCUCACCACCUACCGUGCAGCUAUGAUGAUAAUCACCUGCAUUGCUAUAUUGGCGGUUGACUUCCGUGUCUUUCCUCGUCGGUUCGCCAAAGCUGAGAACUGGGGUACGUCGCUGAUGGACCUGGGCGUCGGCUCCUUCGUGUUCUCGGGAGGGGUGGUCUCCGCGCGCUCUGUUCUCAAGAGCCGAGAGCGCGGUGCAUCGCCGAAGAAAACGCUGACACAGCGCUUUACCUCGUCGGUACGACACUCGGUCCCGCUUCUCGUUUUGGGACUGGUCCGACUCUAUAGCGUCAAAAACCUGGACUACGCAGAACAUGUCACAGAAUACGGCGUGCACUGGAAUUUUUUCUUUACGCUGGGGUUUCUACCUCCAUUUGUGGAACUUUUUGAGGGCAUCGCCACGCUAAUCCCAUCGUAUGAAGUCCUCUCGCUUGCCGUCGCGGUGCUUUACCAGGUAGCGCUUGAAUCGACCGACUUGAAGAGUUACAUCCUUGUCUCUCCACGAGGGCCUGACCUGCUUUCAAAGAACCGCGAAGGAGUCUUCUCCUUCCUGGGAUAUCUGGCCAUCUUCCUUGCGGGACGUGCUACUGGAAUGCGAAUCAUACCGGGCGGAAUCUCCCCGUCAAAUACCCCACAACAGGCCAGGAAACGCGUGCUUACUAGGUAUGGAGCCAACAUCCCCGUCUCGCGACGUCUCGCCAAUAUGCCGUACGUCCUCUGGGUUGCAGCCUUCAACAACGCCCAGCUGUUUCUCUUCUGUCUGAUUGAAACCAUACUUUUCCCUUCUGUUCACCGAGCGUCGGGAUCAGGCAAGAAUGACGAAGCGAAGCGAACAGAUUUUGCGACGAGCCCGAUAUUGACGGCCUUCAACCGCGGCGGACUUGCCGUGUUUUUAGUCGCCAAUCUACUUACUGGCGCGGUCAACUUAACUGUUCCAACCCUGGAUGUGGAUAAAACACGAGCCAUGGCUAUUUUGGUCGGGUAUGCCGCCUUGAUCACCGGGGUUGCUCUGGGGCUCAACAAGGCUAAUAUCAAGAUAUCGCUCUGAGCGUAUGGCUUUUAAGCCAUUCUGUAGCAUAAUAUCGAAGUACGUUUAGAUCUUAAUAAGACCUUGUACAAAGUGGAGAUUAU